CCAUGACAUAUUUUACAUGCUUAUAAAUUUUCAUCGUUCUAUUUUUUUAAUGACCGAACUUCUGUUUUCUUCUUCAUGAAAAAAAGAAAAUUAUUUUUCUUCUAUCGAACGGCACAUAAAGUAAAUAAUCGAUUUUGCAGAAGGUGGUCGCCGAAGUUAGUUUCGAUUGUUUGCUAAUUUUAUGUCCUUAAUGGUAGCGAAAGAAUAGACUGUCAACCGGUUUUUUUAAAGCGUUGAUCAGAAUAUAAAUCAAUAUGAAUUUAUUCGUCUGAAUAAAAAAAUAGAACAUGCGGGAUACAUGCGAAAGAUAGAAAACAUCAUCCUUCAUCAAAAUGUCAACUGCCGAGCUCUAUUCCAAGGGGGCUCGUGUUUGGAUCCCAGAUCCAACACAUGUGUGGGUUGGAGCAGAGGUAAAGAAAUUUGGUAAAGAUGAGCUUGAAGUGGAACUUGAAGAUGGAUCAACUCAACUCGUUAAAGUCACCUCAGAUGAUAAAUUGCCCCCUUUGAGAAAUCCUGAUAUCCUAAUAGGAGAAAAUGAUCUUACUUCCCUUUCCUAUCUCCAUGAGCCUGCUGUUUUAUACAACUUGCAAGUUCGUUUCUGUAACCAAAAUGCCAUCUACACGUACUGUGGUAUUGUUCUGGUUGCUAUCAAUCCAUAUGAGGAGCUUCCUAUUUAUGGCAAUGACACUAUUAUGGCAUAUCGAGGGCAGUCCAUGGGAGAUCUCGACCCUCACAUAUUUGCUGUAUCAGAAGAAGCUUACACACAGAUGGAAAGAGAGAGCCAAAACCAGUCAAUCAUUGUUAGUGGGGAAUCAGGUGCAGGGAAAACAGUAUCAGCUAAAUAUGCCAUGAGAUAUUUUGCCACUGUUGGAGGUUCAUCCACUGAAACUCAGAUUGAAAAGAAAGUGUUGGCUUCCAAUCCCAUUAUGGAGGCCAUAGGUAAUGCUAAGACCACUCGAAAUGACAACAGUUCCAGAUUUGGAAAAUAUAUAGAAAUUGAUUUCAACACCAAAUAUCAUAUCAUUGGGGCGAACAUGCGUACUUAUCUUCUUGAAAAAUCACGAGUCACCUUCCAAGCACCUGAAGAAAGAAAUUACCACAUUUUCUACCAGCUGUGUGCUUCUGCAGAUCUGGAAGAAAUGCAAGAUCUACAGCUGGGGGACCAAAGCUACUUUAAUUACACAAAUCAAGGAGAUGCUCCUAUCAUAUCAGGAGUAGAUGAUGCCAAAAACUUUCAAGAAACAAGGAAUGCCCUUUGUUUACUAGGUUUCUCAGAUCAGCAGCAAAUGAUGAUGUUCCGAAUUCUAUCCGCUGUUCUACACCUUGGUAACAUUACCAUUUUAAAAGGAGGACAAGCACAAGAUGAUCCUGAUAGUUCCUUUAUACCUGAUAGCGACCCUCACCUUGUAACCAUGUGUGAUCUUCUUGGUAUAGAAUGUGACCAGAUGAACACAUGGCUCUGCAAUCGUAAAAUCCAGAGCAUGCGAGAAGUCAUUACUAUGCCAUUACCUCAUACUCAGGCUUUAUUUGCUAGAGAUGCUUUAGCUAAGCAUAUUUAUUCUCAAUUAUUUGAAUGGAUUGUUACACAGAUUAAUAAGUCUUUGGCCUCGAACAAGAAAGUCCAUAAAUUCAUUGGGGUUUUAGACAUUUACGGGUUUGAAACAUUUGAAAUCAACAGCUUUGAACAAUUUUGUAUUAAUUAUGCCAAUGAGAAGCUCCAGCAACAGUUUAAUAUGCAUGUAUUUAAGCUUGAGCAAGAAGAAUAUGUACGUGAACAGAUUGAGUGGAAAUUCAUCGAUUUCUAUGACAACCAACCUUGUAUUGAUUUAAUUGAAAGCAAACUGGGUAUCCUGGACUUACUGGAUGAGGAGUGCAAGAUGCCUAAAGGAACAGAUGAAACAUGGUGUCAAAAGCUAUUUGCACAGUGUAAGAAAUGGAAGCAUUUUGAGAAACCACGUCUUUCCAAUACUGCUUUCAUUAUACACCACUUUGCAGAUAAGGUCAAAUAUGAAGUCUUUGGAUUCUUACAGAAGAAUCGGGAUACUGUGAUGGAAGAACACAUUAAUAUCCUGAAAGCUAGUCAGUUUGAAUUGGUUGGUGAAUUGUUCGAGGAAGAAAAGACUGCUACAAAGUUGAAGCCUGUAGCCAAAGUGCGGUCUGCUGCACCCCCUAUUAAAGGAGGGCAGAAACAGCACAAGAAAACAGUUGGAUCACAGUUUCGAGACAGUUUGUGUCUUUUGAUGUCCACUCUGAAUGCUACAACACCCCAUUAUGUGCGCUGCAUCAAGCCAAAUGAUCAAAAAGUGGCUUUUCUGUUUGAGCCUCAUCGUGCUGUUCAGCAAUUGAGGGCUUGUGGAGUUUUAGAAACUAUUAGAAUUAGUGCUGCUGGAUACCCAUCCAGAUGGGCAUACCAAGAUUUCUUGAACAGGUAUAGAGUUUUGACAAGCUCUAAAGAUAUCCGACGAUCUGACCUGAAGAUAACCUGCCAGAAAAUAUUAGAGAAUUUAGUUAGACAACAUUCCUUUUUUGGAAAAGGUGAAGAAGACAAGUUUCAAUUUGGUAAAACUAAAAUAUUUUUCCGAGCGGGACAAGUGGCUUAUCUUGAAAAGCUGCGUUCAGACAAGUUGCGUGCAUGUGCUGUUAUGGUUCAAAAGCACAUCAGAGGUUGGUUAUGGCGGCACAAAUAUACCAAGAUCAAAAGAACUGCCAUUCUUAUACAGAAAUAUGCCAGAGGACUUUUGGCAAGAAGACUUACAACUUUCUUGCGAAGAACGCGUGCAGCCAUCAAAAUCCAAAAGAUGGUGCGGAUGUUUGUAAAGCGCAAGCAGUACCUUCGUACAAAACGUACAGUUCUGGGACUACAAGCACAUGCCAGAGGCAAAUGGGCCAGAAUUAAAUUCCAGAAAAUGCGAGAAAAUGCAUCUGCAAUCAUUAUACAGAAACAUGUCCGUGGUUUCUUGGCUCGUAGGAAAUACAGGAAAACCCUUUCUUCAAUCGUCACUUGUCAAUCAGCAGUUAGACGAUGGUUUGCUCGUAAAGAACUUAAGAAACUCAAGAUUGAGGCCAAAUCUGUGGAACAUGUGAAGAAAUUGAAUAAGGGUCUGGAGAACAAAAUUAUUUCUCUGCAGCAAAGAAUUGAGGAAUUGCUACGUGAAAAGAAAACGUUGCAGAUCACGCAAGUUGAUACAGAGGAGGUAAUGAAACAACAAGAAAAAGUUAAACAGCUUGAAGAGACAGUCAGGGCAUAUGACAAUCGGGUGGCCGAGUUGGUACAGACAGUUGCCGAGCUCAGAUCAGAGAAUGAGAAUCUCCGCAAUGAGAAGGAAGAUUUGUGUACUGAGAAAGAUUUAUUGAAAUUGGAGAAAGAUGAGAUUGUUGAACAUCUGAAUAAGGACAACAUCAAACUUAAAGAGGACCUUGAUAAAUUGAAUGAGGCUAUCAAGGCUAAAGAAAAGGGAGCUAUUGAGGUACUUGAAAAUGAGAAGCGUUUGCUGCUAGAAGAAUUUUCUGCAGAGCGAGCUGCUUAUCAAAAGCUACUCAAAGAAAAUGCCCGCCUGGAGCAGCGUUUUGAGAAUCUUCAAAAUGAGAUGAGUCGCAUAAGGGGUGGUCAUCGACGCACUCCUUCUAAUGUUAGCCUGGGAAGUGUCAGAAGUGAUGCCACUGAGCUUGCAUCUGAUGCACAUGAUGAUGAUGUUGGUUAUGGAUCUAUUCGCUCUAAAGACAAAGAAAAUGUUCAUCUGAAACUUGAGGAUGUCCAUUGGGAUGAUCAUUCACCUGUCAGCAAAGAAGAAAGUCCUGAUUCAGAAACCAGGCUUGAUUCUGAAGAUUCUGGUAAAGAUAUGGUGGAUGUUACCCUGGUACUGAAACUGCAACAGAAACUUAAAGCUCUCGAAUCCGAGAAAAAUCGUUUAGAAAAGAAACUGGAAAAUCUGGAAGCAAAAGAAGAAGAUUCUCCCAAGGAAGAAAAAUUCCUCAAAGAUGCCAUUCGGUUACAAGAUCUUGAAAUGGAGAACUCUAAACUGAAGAAUGAGAUUACCAAGUUGAGGGAAUCCCUAGCCAAGGAAGAUCCAUCCAAUAAAGCUCAGGAUCUUUUAGAUCAAUUUGAAGCAAUGCAAGAAGAGCUUGAACGACGCCGGGAAGAAUGCAUUCAGUUGCGUACCAUUUUGGCAGAUCGUAACCUUCCACCACAGCUGGCUAAUCGAACGGAACUCAUCAAUGAGGAUGGGGAACUACUUAUGGCCUUUGAAACACAAAAAGUUCUGAUCAGGCAACUUGAAGCUGAAAUUCAAGCUGAAAAGAGCAAUGCUGAGAAGAUGGAGAAAGAGCUAAGACAUGAAUUGCAGAAACUUCAGGAAGAUAAUGAACGCCAACAAAAACUUUUAAGCCAGAAUUUGAAAAAGACGCCUCAAGCCCAGACUGAAGCCAUUUUACAACAUGAAAUCAAUCGUUUGACUGGCGAAAAUGUGGAUUUGAGGGAGAAAAUAGAUGUACUUUCGGAUCAGAUCAAGAAAUACAAAAAACAGUUGAAGCUGUAUGCAAAGAAAGUUAAAGAUACAGGUGUGACCUCCAAGCGAUCCUCUGUCAUUCUUGGUCUUCAAGGCGAUGUCACCUUAGAACUUGAACCUAAGGAGAAGCCAAAUGAUAUGCCAUUGGUGAAGCACAAGGAGGUCUCUUACUUGGGCAUGUUUGAAUAUAAGAAAGAGGAUGAAAAUAUCAUUAUCAAGAACCUUAUUUAUGAUCUGAAGCCCAAAGUGGCUGUUAACUUGCUUCCAGGAUUACCUGCUUAUAUUCUUUUCAUGUGCAUACGACACACAGAUUAUAUUAAUGAUGAUGAAAAAGUGCGAAACCUCCUCAACAACACAAUACAAGGAAUCAAACGAGUCAUAAAGAAGCGACAUGAUGAGCUGGAUUAUACAAUCUUGUGGCUGGCCAACACUUGUAGAUUGUUGCACAACCUCAAGCAGUAUAGUGGUGACAAGGUUUUCCAAGCCGAAAAUACUCCCAAGCAGAAUGAGCAAUGUCUGCGUAAUUUUGAUUUAUCCGAGUACCGUCAAUUGCUGAGUGAUGUAGCAGUCUGGAUAUAUCAAGCCAUCAUUAAACUCUUAGAAGAGAAAGUUCAACCUUAUAUAGUGCCUGCAAUUCUGGAGCAUGAAGCCAUUCCAGGAAUUUCUGGCAACAAACCCUCAGGAAUGCGAGGUCGUUCUUCCAGCGUUGCUCGUGAAGUGGAUGCCCCCAUUGACCCGCAAGCUGCUCUUGAUGGCCUUUUAAGAGAGUUAGGAGCAUUUUUCAAGGUGCUAAGCAUUCAUGGUGUAGAUCCAGAAAUCAUCACUCAAGUUUAUAAACAGCUCUUCUACUUCAUUUGUGCCGGUGCUCUUAACAAUUUACUUUUGCGCAAAGAUAUGUGUCACUGGACCAAGGGAAUGCAGAUACGGUAUAACCUGAGUCACUUGGAACAGUGGUGUCGAGAUCUUCGCAUACAGCAUACCGAGGUUAUCGAGACACUACAACCCAUUGUACAAGCAUCACAGUUGCUUCAGGCGCGGAAAACCGAUGAAGAUGUGCAGAAUAUCUGUGACAUGUGUGAUAAGCUCACCACAUCUCAGAUUGUGAAGAUCUUGAACCUGUACACACCUGCAGAUGAAUACGAAGAACGGGUCCCUGUCUCUUUCAUUCGGAAGAUGCAGGCUUGUUUGCAGAAGCGGGAUGAGAUAGCACAGGGUGGUUCUGCUAUUACUGUUGCAGGCCCCUCCACCCUUUUGAUGGACACAAAGUAUGCUUUCCCCAUCCGCUUCCCCUUCAACCCUUCCAACAUUCAACUGGAGGAUAUUGUUCUGCCUGACUGCCUCGACUUGCAUCAUGUCCUGCGCAAGGUCUAGUGCCUUUACAUACUAGAAUUAGUUUGGAUGUGGAAACAACUGAAUGGCCAGCAGGUGGUUUCAAUCUCCUGGUAUACUUCGUGCCUGUGUAAUGUUUUAAGCUCCUGAAUCACUGAAAAAGAUCACUUUUUGAGGAUAUUUAUAGUUCAUGAGCAGUUGUUGAGACAUUUAGAGAUGCAGAGUUUUUCUGAGUUCCUGGAUUGCCAUUCUGGGGUAUUUGGAUCCUGAAUGUUACUGUCCCAGAGAGCAAUAUCUUGGAGGCUACGGCAGUUGCUGAUUAUUUAUUAUUUUCCCUAUUAUGUGAGUCUAUAUUAUAUCAGAUAUAAAUAUGUAUUUAAGAGCUAUUAGAGAGAAUUUAUUGUGAUACUGUACAUUUGUCUCGAACGCACGCUUCUAAAGAUGGGAUUAGAUUUAUUUGUACACAUCUUACUUUUGAGUAAAAAAUAAAAAUAUGGCCAUUCUGUUCUUACACCUUUUACAUUUUUUAUAACUUAAUUAAUUUAAUUAAAUUUAUCUUUCAUUUUGAGUCCCGAGUGCCAUAGUUGAAUGCAAGAUGUUCUGUCCUAAAUCGUGCAUGUGCUGGUCAUGUGCGAGCCAUUUUAAUUUUGCCAUUGUGAUUUAAUUUUUUUUGUUUAUUUUAUGAAUUUUUGUUUCCCAGAGAAUGGUCUUUCCUUUUACAGAAAAGUCUUCCAAAUGUCCGGAAAUCAUUUGUGGUUUUAAUUUAUUACCAGAUCUCCAAUUUUUCGUCAGCAGUUUACUUAAAUUGCAGUUAAUGCUUUCUGCUAUGAAAUUGUGAUUAUUUUUUCUUCUAUUUUGUAGCAGAUUAUUUUCUUUUGAUGACCAUAAAAUUGAAAAUAAAUUCUUGUUAGUUUCUUAUUAAUGCAUGCAUUUUAAUGUAUUUUAAAGAUUCAACUACCUUUCUUUAUAAUUUGAAUUAAGUGAAAUAUGAGGAAUUUCUGUAGCUGUUUUAUAAUUAUUACUUUUAAUUCCAUUUUUUAAAAAUUGUUUUUGAAAAAUCAGUUACAACAAAAAUAUUAAAGUAGUUAAAAAUAUAGGAAAACAAUUUUCAUUGAAAAAAUAAUAAUUUUUUUAAACUAUUGAUAGCUUUGAUACAGAUGCAUUUUUUCUAGUAUUGCCAAUAUUUACAAAAGUUUCAAUUUGCAGCCCUUUAAUUUUUAUAGAUUUUUUCAUGAUAAUUGUUUUUGUAUCUAAACCCAUCUGCAUUUCUUUUUCUGCUAUUCAUAAUAAAUCUUUGCUUAAAAAUUUAUAACAAAUUUCAUUUAGAUUUUUUAGAUGUAAUUACAUUCCAAAGUUAUUUAUUCAUUU
Molecule: messenger RNA, 7202 nt
Organism: Argiope bruennichi
Lineage: Eukaryota; Metazoa; Arthropoda; Arachnida; Araneae; Araneidae
Gene: didum
Product: unconventional myosin-Va-like
Exons: 43
Coding region: 333-5876 (1847 amino acids)
Biological process (GO): vesicle transport along actin filament; actin filament organization
Cellular component (GO): actin cytoskeleton; myosin complex; cytoplasm
Molecular function (GO): actin filament binding; ATP binding; microfilament motor activity
Source: RefSeq, a predicted model, not a curated record